This is a messenger RNA of Penicillium arizonense, 645 nucleotides long. RefSeq lists its product as uncharacterized. Bases 1 to 645 code for a protein of 214 amino acids. Lineage: Eukaryota; Fungi; Ascomycota; Eurotiomycetes; Eurotiales; Aspergillaceae. The transcript has 3 exons. Gene Ontology annotation, biological process: regulation of transcription by RNA polymerase II. Gene Ontology annotation, molecular function: DNA-binding transcription activator activity, RNA polymerase II-specific. The record is from RefSeq and is a predicted model, not a curated record.
AUGUCUCUAAUGAUGGUAUCCGAGAAAUUAAACGAGCUAUUACGACCACCUCCAGGCAGUGGCGCCAAACUACCACCCUUACUCACAGAUGCCUCAGCAUCAAGCCGCACGAUAGAGGCCCUCCACCACUUCCACAAAGGUCCAGCAUUCUCAAGCCAAAAGACAGUACGCAUAGUAAUGGGCAAAAUGGUCCAACUAGCUUUCGAAACUCCCUUCCUCAUGCACGCCAUAAUAGGAGCAGCAACAACGCACCUCUGCACACUCCUUCCAGACAACAAAGCCUACCGCUUAGCGGAAGCCUACCACUGGCAACAAACAGUAAAGCAAUACUCACAAGAAGUCUCAACAAGCAUAACGCCCCAAAACAUGGACAAACUCUACUCAGCCUGCCUGAUGGUCUCAAUGCACUCCUUCCACCAAGAAACCUUCUCCCCACGCUCCUCCUUCGUCUUCUCACCCGACCCAACAGCCCUAACAUGGCUCCGCCUCCAGGGCGGACUCCGCUACCUCCUCGAACGAACCCACCCCUGGUUACCGCAGAGUAUGUGGUGGGCGACAUUUAUGGAAUCGCGAGAUCCAGACAUCAAUUUCGACGAUGACCGGGCUGGAAGGGUCGGUCUUGAUUCCGAUUUGGCCGAUUUUUGA